Messenger RNA from Lagopus muta (rock ptarmigan), 2197 nucleotides. Its product is annotated as keratin-associated protein 16-1-like. Bases 599 to 1714 code for a protein of 371 amino acids. The transcript has 3 exons. Lineage: Eukaryota; Metazoa; Chordata; Aves; Galliformes; Phasianidae. The record is from RefSeq and is a predicted model, not a curated record.
GUGUCCCUAUGUGUCCCUAUGUGUCCCUAUGUGUCCCUAUGUGUCCCUAUGGGUCCCUAUGUGUCCCUAUGGAUCCCUAUGGGUCCCCAUGUGUCCCUAUGUGUCCCUAUGGGUCCCUAUGUGUCCCUAUGUGUCCCUAUGUGUCCCUAUGGAUCCCUAUGGGUCCCCAUGGGUCCCUAUGUGUCCCUAUGGGUCCCUAUGUGUCCCUAUGUGUCCCUAUGGGUCCCUAUGUGUCCCUAUGGGUCUCUAUGGGUCCCUAUGUGUCCCUAUGGGUCCCUAUGGGUCCCUAUGUGUCCCUAUGGGUCCCUAUGGGUCCCUAUGUGUCCCUAUGGGUCCCUAUGGGUCCCUAUGGGUCCCUAUGGGUCCCUAUGUGUCCCUAGGGGUCCCUAUGGGUCCCCAUGUGUCCCCAUGUGUCCCUAUGGGUCCCUAUUUGUCCCUAUGGGUUCCUAUGGGUCCCCUAUGGGGUCUGUGUGUCCCCAUGUGUCCCCAUGUGUCCCUAAGUGUCCCUAUGUGUCCCUAUGGGUCCCUAUGUGUCCCUAUGGGUCCCCAUGGGUCCCUAUAGGUCGCUAUAUUCCCCUAUGUGUCUCUAUGUGUCCCUAUGCGUCCCUGUCUGUCCCUAUGCGUCCCUAUGGUCCCUAUGGGUCCCUAUGAGACCCUAUGGUCCUUAUGGAUCCCUUUGUGUCCCUAUGGAUCUCUAUGGCUUCCUAUGUGUCCCUAUGUGUUCCUAAGUGUCCCUAUGGGUCCCCAUGGGUCCCUAUGUGUCCCCUAUAGGUCCCUAUGGGUCCCUAUGUGUCCCUAUGGAUCCCUAUGGGUCCCCAUGUGUCCCCUAUGUGUCCCUAUGGGUCCCUAUGUGUCCCUAUGUGUCCCUAUGGGUCCCUAUGUGUCCCUAUGGAUCCCUAUGGGUCCCCAUGUGUCCCUAUGUGUCCCUAUGGGUCCCUAUGUGUCCCUAUGUGUCCCUAUGGGUCCCUAUGUGUCCCUAUGGAUCCCUAUGGGUCCCCAUGUGUCCCCUAUGUGUCCCUAUGGGUCCCUAUGUGUCCCUAUGUGUCCCUAUGGGUCCCUAUGUGUCCCUAUGGAUCCCUAUGGGUCCCCAUGUGUCCCUAUGUGUCCCUAUGGGUCCCUAUGUGUCCCUAUGGAUCCCUAUGGGUCCCCAUGGGUCCCUAUGUGUCCCUAUGGGUCCCUAUGGGUCCCUAUGUGUCCCUAUGGGUCCCUAUGUGUCCCUAUGGAUCCCUAUGGGUCCCCAUGUGUCCCCUAUGUGUCCCUAUGGGUCCCUAUGUGUCCCUAUGUGUCCCUAUGGGUCCCUAUGUGUCCCUAUGGAUCCCUAUGGGUCCCCAUGUGUCCCUAUGUGUCCCUAUGGGUCCCUAUGUGUCCCUAUGGAUCCCUAUGGGUCCCCAUGGGUCCCUAUGUGUCCCUAUGGGUCCCUAUGGGUCCCUAUGUGUCCCUAUGGGUCCCUAUGGGUCCCCUAUGUGUCCCUAUGUGUCCCUAUGUGUCCCUAUGGGUCCCUAUGGGUCCCUAUGUGUCCCUAUGGGUCCCUAUGGGUCCUAUGGGUCCCCAUGUGUCCCCAUGUGUCCCUAUGGGUCCCUAUGUGUCCCUAUGUGUCCCCUAUGGGUCCCUAUGGGGUCUGUGUGUCCCCAUGUGUCCCCAUGUGUCCCUAAGUGUCCCUAUGUGUCCCUAUGGGUCCCUAUGUGUCCCUAUGGGUCCCCAUGGGUCCCUAUAGGUCGCUAUAUUCCCCUAUGUGUCUCUAUGUGUCCCUAUGCGUCCCUGUCUGUCCCUAUGUGUCCCUAUGGUCCCUAUGGGUCCCUAUGGGUCCCUAUAUGUCCUAUGGGGUUCCUAUGGGUCCCCAUGUGUCCCUAUGGGUCCCUAUGGGGUCUGUGUGUCCCCACGUGCCCCAUCGGUCCCUAUGGGUCCCUGUGUAUCCCUAUGGGGUCUGUGUGCCCCCUAUGUGUCCCUAUGGGUCCCUGUAUAUCCCUAUGGGGUCUGUGUGUCCCCACGUGUCCCCAUGUGUCCCUAUGUGUCCCCAUGCGUCCGUAUGGGUCCCUAUGGGUCCCCAUGUAUCUCUAUGGGUCCCCAUAGUUCCUUAUGUGCCCCUAUGUGUCCUUAUGUGCCCCUAUGUAUCCCUAUGUGUCCCCUAUGGGUCCCCAUGUGUCCCUAUGGGUCCCUAUCUGUCCCCAUGCGUUCCUAUGGGUUCCUAUGGGUCCCC